UAAAAUUUAAAAACAGAGCCCGCAACUCCUACGGUCCUACCCAUAUCUUACGUUAGGCUUAGGGUUUCACCUUUCGAUCUUCAAAACCCUAAUGGCGGCACCGGCAAUCUCCCGGCCCAGAUCCUCCAAAACCGAUUCUUAUGUCGACAAUAAGCGCAAAGAGGACAUCCGCCAUGCCAACAUCGUCGCCGCUCGAGCCGUGGCGGACGCAGUCCGGACCAGUCUGGGACCCAAAGGUAUGGACAAAAUGAUUUCCGCCGCCAAUGGUGAAGUAAUCAUCACCAACGAUGGCGCUACAAUUCUCAACAAAAUGGAGGUCCUUCAGCCCGCCGCCAAAAUGCUUGUCGAGCUCUCAAAGGCUCAGGACGCCGCUGCUGGUGAUGGCACCACCACCGUCGUCGUCAUUGCUGGCGCGCUUUUGAAGCAGUGUCUCUCGCUUCUUUCCAGUGGAAUCCACCCCACGGUAAUCUCCGAUUCUCUUCAUAAAGCAUCUAUUAAAGCUAUCGAUGUAUUGACUGCCAUGGCUGUCCCUGUGGAGUUAUCGGACGGGGAAUCCCUAAUUAAAUCUGCAAGCACUUCUUUGAAUAGUAAAGUCGUGAGUCAGUAUUCUACGCUUCUAGCUCCAUUAGCGGUAGAUGCAGUUCUCUCUGUAGUGGACCCUGCCAAGCCCGAUUUGGUGGACUUGAGGGAUGUUAGGAUAGUGAAGAAGCUAGGCGGGACUGUGGAUGAUACGGAGAUGGUUAAAGGCUUAGUUUUUGAUAAGAAAGUGAGCCAUGCAGCUGGUGGACCAACACGAGUUGAGAACGCGAAGAUUGCAGUGAUUCAAUUCCAAAUUUCUCCUCCAAAGACUGAUAUAGAGCAGAGCAUUGUGGUUUCUGAUUAUACCCAGAUGGAUAGGAUUUUGAAAGAAGAGAGAAAUUACAUUUUGGGUAUGAUUAAGAAGAUUAAGGCGUCUGGCUGCAACGUAUUGCUGAUUCAAAAGAGUAUUUUGAGAGAUGCUGUCACGGAUUUGUCACUGCAUUAUCUGGCCAAAGCCAAGAUUUUGGUGCUUAAGGAUGUGGAGAGAGAUGAGAUUGAAUUCAUAACCAAGACCUUGAAUUGCUUGCCUAUUGCAAAUAUUGAACAUUUCAGAGACGAGAAGUUGGGGUAUGCAAACCUUGUUGAGGAGGUUCCUCUUGGAGAUGGCAAGAUUGUAAAGAUCACUGGGAUUAAAAAUAUGGGAAGGACUAGUACGGUGCUUGUUCGGGGCUCUAAUCAAUUAGUUAUUGACGAGGCAGAGAGGAGCUUGCAUGAUGCAUUGUGUGUGGUUAGAUGUUUGGUAAAUAAGCGGUUUUUGAUUGCAGGCGGUGGGGCUCCAGAGAUUGAGUUAUCCAGGCAGCUUGGGGCUUGGGCAAAGGUGCUGCAUGGGAUGGAAGGUUAUUGUGUGAAAUCUUUUGCAGAAGCGCUGGAGGUCAUACCAUAUACCUUGGCAGAGAAUGCUGGGUUGAAUCCCAUUGCAAUUGUGACUGAGCUGAGAAAUAGGCAUGCUCAGGGGGAGAUCAAUGCUGGCAUCAACGUCAGGAAGGGCCAGAUUACAAAUAUCUUGGAGGAGAAUGUGGUGCAGCCACUGCUUGUGAGCACAAGUGCAAUCACACUGGCAACAGAGUGUGUACGGAUGAUUUUGAAGAUUGAUGACAUUGUUACCGUUAGGUAGUUUCAAACUGGAGGUGGAAUUUGCUUGACAAGCUAUGCUUUGUUUCUGUUACAUCUUUAACUAGUGGUGGUGGUUGUCUUUGGAAGGUUCGUAGCUAAAGCUUUUGAUGAUUGUUGUGUCUGGUUGGUUUAUCUUUUACAUGCUUUUAGAAUUGAUUACUAUUGUUUUGUAGCUCCUGAUAUUCUAAACUUCAAGUUUGUGAACAUUUUGUAUUUGGUACGUGAAAAUCUCUUUGAAUA
Messenger RNA from Hevea brasiliensis (rubber tree), 1932 nucleotides. Its product is annotated as T-complex protein 1 subunit delta. The transcript has a single exon. Gene Ontology annotation, molecular function: ATP-dependent protein folding chaperone; ATP hydrolysis activity; ATP binding. Gene Ontology annotation, biological process: protein folding. The coding region runs from base 92 to 1693 and encodes 533 amino acids. NCBI's taxonomy places the organism in Eukaryota, Viridiplantae, Streptophyta, Magnoliopsida, Malpighiales, Euphorbiaceae. Gene Ontology annotation, cellular component: chaperonin-containing T-complex. The record is from RefSeq and is a predicted model, not a curated record.